This is a messenger RNA of Fomitopsis serialis, 969 nucleotides long. RefSeq names its product ADP-ribosylation. NCBI's taxonomy places the organism in Eukaryota, Fungi, Basidiomycota, Agaricomycetes, Polyporales, Fomitopsidaceae. The record is from RefSeq and is a predicted model, not a curated record. Bases 171 to 770 code for a protein of 199 amino acids. The transcript has 10 exons. Gene Ontology annotation, molecular function: NAD+ poly-ADP-ribosyltransferase activity.
CGAAUGCGCAUCGCCUCGAAGCGCUCCGGAACGGAAAGGCCGAAAACUGCCUCUCUUGCUCGAAGUGGCCGAAGGUCACCUUGAACGGGAAGUUAAGUGACUUCUGCUCCAAGCGUUGCAGUAAGAUCACUUUCAACUCGGCUCCACUUAUCCUUCAUAUCAAUGUCAGCAUGGAAUCUUUCGAAGACGUGUCAAAGCAAUUCCGGGGCCAGUGGAAGCAUCCGACACCUGUUCCUACGGUCAUCAAGGUAUGGAAGAUAUUCUGCGACAAGCAACACAACGACGAGUUCUCGCGAUACCGGCUGAGCGUUGAGCGCACGCGUGAGAUACCAGGGGGCAAUAGCAAACGCCGUUGGCACGGAACGAUCCGUGCGUGUAAGAUCGGCGACAGCGAGAGUCAGCCCGCCGUAUGCAACAACAGCGUCUGCUCGCUCUGCGGGAUAAUCAAAACGUCGUUCCGCCUUGCGAAAUUCAGCCACCGAACGAACUUUGGCCGAUUCGGCGCGGGAAUCUACACUUCAGCGACGUCCUCGAAGGCGAACGACUACGUCCAAGAGCGGGGCGGAUCACCGUACAAGGCGAUGCUCCUCAGCGAUGUCGUGAUGGGCAAGGCCAUAAAGUUGACCGUUGACAGUCCGUCGCUCACACAGCCUCCUGUAGGAUAUGACUCCGUCGUCGGCCAGCCGGGGAAAAGCCUCAACUAUGACGAAGCUAUUGUCUACAAGAAUGAAGCAAUUCGGCCGCUCUUCCUGGUGAUCUAUCGUCACUGACUCUUGACGCACCAUCAAACCACCGCUUUCGUAAUUUGAUGACGAUGAACCUAUUGCACAUGAAUCAUCGUGAACAAGUCGCACUCGCAAUAUCUAUACAGUGUUAGUGCCGCCGCUCGUAGUUUCGUGGCGUAUACAACCUUCGAAACUGCUUCGAGGAAUCCGUCGCGCGGCACCCUCGAAUCGCAACAUAAUCCGC